UCGCGGCCGCGGAUUGGCCCGUGGCGGGACCCGUCGGUCGCGGUGGUGUCUGGGAAGGAGAGAAAAUGGCGGCCGAGCCGAGCAAGACAGAGAUCCAGACCCUUUUCAAGAGGCUUCGCGCGAUUCCGACCAACAAGGCCUGCUUCGACUGUGGCGCCAAGAAUCCGAGCUGGGCCAGCAUCACGUACGGUGUCUUCCUGUGCAUCGACUGCUCCGGGGGGCACCGCUCCCUGGGCGUCCAUCUCAGCUUCAUCAGGUCCACAGAGUUGGAUUCCAACUGGAACUGGUUCCAGCUGAGGUGUAUGCAGGUCGGCGGGAAUGCCAAUGCGACAGCCUUCUUCCGCCAACAUGGAUGCACAGCCAAUGAUGCCAACACCAAAUAUAAUAGCCGAGCUGCCCAGAUGUACCGGGAAAAGAUCCGGCAGCUGGGGAGUGCGGCCCUGGCUAGGCAUGGCACUGACCUUUGGAUAGACAAUAUGAGUAGUGCUCCCAGUCACUCCCCAGAGAAGAAGGACUCUGAUUUCUUCUCGGAACACACUCAACCCCCCGCCUGGAAUGCACCAGCCAUCAACACAUCAGAGACCCAGCAGCCAAUCCCAUUUGCAGAGAGCAGUGGCCUGGCACAGCCGGAGCAUGGCCCCAACAUGGACUUGCUUGGUACCUCACCCAAAGCCUCUCUGGAGUCCAUGUAUCUGUCACCUGAAGGGGCUCUUCCUGCUAGAGAACUGAAAACCUCCCUCAUUGGCAAGAAGAAGCCAGCAGCAGCUAAGAAAGGGCUGGGUGCCAAGAAAGGCCUAGGGGCCCAGAAGGUGAGCAGCCAGAGUUUCAGCGAGAUUGAGCGGCAGGCCCAGGUGGCAGAGAAGCUCCGUGAGCAGCAGGCGGCUGACGCCAAGAAGCAGGCCGAGGAGUCCCUGGUUGCCUCCAUGCGUCUGGCCUACCAGGAGCUCCAGGUUGACCGUAAGGAGGAGGAGAAGAAGCUACAGAACCUGGAAGGGAAGAAGCGAGAGCAGGCAGAGAGGUUGGGCAUGGGACUGGUGUCCCGAAGCUCCGUCUCCCACUCGGUGCUGUCUGAGAUGCAGGUGAUCGAGCAGGAGACCCCAGUGAGUGCAAAACCCUCCCGCUCGCAGCUGGACGUGUGUGACGAUGUCGGUACUUUCGCCUCUGGACCCCCAAAGUACAAGGACAACCCUUUCUCCUUGGGGGAGGGUUUUGGUUCCCGCUGGGAUGCAGACGCUGCCUGGGGUAUGGACAGGAUGGAGGAGAAGGAGCCAGAAGUGACCAUCUCCAGCAUCCGGCCCAUUUCAGAAAGGCUCACAAACCGGAGAGAAGUGGAAAGCCGGAGCUCAGGCCUCGAGUCAAGUGAAGCACGGCAGAAAUUCGCAGGAGCCAAAGCCAUCUCCUCUGACAUGUUCUUUGGGCGGGAGGUGGAUACUGAGCAUGAAGCCAGGUCUCGGCUGCAGCAGCUCUCAGGCAGCAGCGCUAUCGGCUCUUCAGACCUCUUUGGGGACGUGGAUGGGGCUCCUGGAGCAGGUAGCGUAUCUCUGGGGAAUGUGCUGCCCACGGCCGACAUUGCCCAGUUUAAGCAGGGUGUCAAGUCUGUGGCCGGGAAGAUGGCUGUGCUGGCCAAUGGUGUGAUGAAUUCUUUGCAGGAUCGCUAUGGCUCCUACUGAUCCAGGCGCCGUGGCUCGGACGUAGGGUGGUGACAGCAGCAAAACCUUACGGUUCCUAGGCCGGGAUGCUUGCUGUGUGGAAGCUGGGGAGGAGUUGUUACUUUAUACCUGUGGUGUGUGAGUGGGUGGCCUUUGAGGAUCUCGGGUGACGGACGGGCAGUACGAGCCCCUGACCUCGGCCUGGGGGUUGAGCCCUUUAUCGUCCUCCCCUCGCACCCCCACCCCGUGUGCUAGAUUAUUCUUCCCGUCCUGCCCCCAGAGCUGCUGCUCCCUUGUCCCGCCACACGGGGUGUGAGGGGAGGCGGCUCUCUCAGGAUGGCUUAUUCUGGGUCCAGGCCUUCCCCGGGUAGGGAAAGUAAAACGUAUGAGGCUUUUUUGCUGGCUCUAGAAUCCUGCCAGGUCGUCUGGGGGUCUGCCCCUGUCCUCUGGAACCAGCAGGGAGGUCUAGAAAGAGUUCUGCUGUAGAUCAGCCCCCGGGGGAGGGAGGCCCUGGACUCGCUGCUGCUGCUCCAGGGGUCUCUUCCGGGCACCAGGAGAGGGCAGGUGAGGGGAAGGACCUGCGUCUGGGCCUUACCAAGGCCUAGAAGCUUUACCUGGUACCCAGGGUUUCACGUGGGAUCAGACUGGAGGCCCGCGUGAUCGUCUCCGGUCUCACCAGCCCUUUUUACAGUGAUGCCUCGGAGGAUCACUUCUGCUCCUGGGUGUCUCGGAGUCCUCCCGCACCGUCCGUGGUGGGCCACAGCACUCCGUCUCCCCCGAGACUCCGUCUCCCCCGCCCCUGCUCGGUGGCCGCGGUGGGCCGCACCUGCCCUGUGCUCCCCUCUGAUGCUGUGGGCGUCACACUGGCCGAGAAGGCAGAGGACGUGAGGGGCGGACGCAGGCUCCUGGGGCCCCGCUCUCUUCCUCUGCUUCAUCUCGGCCUUCGCGGGGCCUGGACAGCAGCCCACCGCCGAGAGCUUGAGCGUCUGCAGAGCGGCGGGUCUCACCCCUGUGGGCCACGCACUGUGCCGUCCUUGGUGCCCUGCUCCCUGGCCGUGCGGGCAGCCUGGGCGCGCCCCCCCGCCUGUGGUGGAGGGCUGGGCUCCCAAGCAACGCAGACCCCCGCUCCACCCCCCCCCCCCCCCGCCCCCAGAGGGAUGUGCCGUCCUUUCUGCACUGUGUGUAUUGAAACAAAGUGGUGUCAAAUAAAGCCCCAGUGGGGCCCUGGGCCUCUGCGGGUCUGAGUGAA
Hippopotamus amphibius kiboko is the source of this 2898-nucleotide messenger RNA. RefSeq names its product ADP ribosylation factor GTPase activating protein 2 (gene ARFGAP2). Gene Ontology annotation, biological process: COPI coating of Golgi vesicle. The transcript is spliced from 17 exons. The coding region runs from base 66 to 1670 and encodes 534 amino acids. The record is from RefSeq and is a predicted model, not a curated record. Gene Ontology annotation, molecular function: GTPase activator activity. NCBI's taxonomy places the organism in Eukaryota, Metazoa, Chordata, Mammalia, Artiodactyla, Hippopotamidae.